AUGGCUCCAAGGAAAAACAAAGUUGCUAAAGAAGAGGUCCAGGUGACCCUAGGCCCCCAGCACUUGGCGGGUGAAACAGUUUUCGGCGUAGCUCACAUUUUCGCUUCGUUCAAUGACACAUUCGUACAUGUUACCGACUUAUCCGGUCGGGAAACCAUCGCCAGGGUCACAGGUGGCAUGAAAGUAAAGGCUGAUCGUGAUGAAGCUUCACCGUACGCGGCUAUGUUAGCUGCACAGGAUGUUGCUGAGAAAUGCAAGACUCUUGGAAUCACAGCUCUGCACAUCAAACUACGUGCCACAGGUGGUAAUAAGACCAAGACUCCAGGACCCGGCGCUCAAUCCGCCCUCCGUGCCCUGGCCCGCUCCAGUAUGAAAAUAGGCCGCAUUGAGGAUGUUACUCCAGUGCCAUCAGACUCUACGCGCAGGAAGGGUGGUCGUAGAGGGCGCAGGCUGUAA
Parnassius mnemosyne (clouded apollo) is the source of this 456-nucleotide messenger RNA. The record is from the annotation of a GenBank genome assembly. NCBI's taxonomy places the organism in Eukaryota, Metazoa, Arthropoda, Insecta, Lepidoptera, Papilionidae.